Messenger RNA from Hirsutella rhossiliensis, 1407 nucleotides. RefSeq lists its product as uncharacterized. Bases 1 to 1407 code for a protein of 468 amino acids. The transcript has 2 exons. The record is from RefSeq and is a predicted model, not a curated record. NCBI's taxonomy places the organism in Eukaryota, Fungi, Ascomycota, Sordariomycetes, Hypocreales, Ophiocordycipitaceae.
AUGAGCCUUGGAAACGCGACUCUGGAUAUUCUUAGGCUUAUUGUCGUCAACGUCGAGAGCGGCAAUAGCCAUGCCUGGAGUCACCUCUACCAGGGCCUCGGCAACAAGGCCUGGAACGAGCUCAUGCCAGACGGCCUUCGCAACCAGCAAAGCAAGCGAAACCUGGCCAACCUGCGCCUUGUGAACCGAGCCUUUUGCGCCGUGGCAUCGCAGCUCCUCUUCAGCCACAUCGACGUGUCGUAUGACGUGACCAAGUCGAGCGUGGUCAACAUGACGCGGCUUGAGGCUCUGCUUACCUUCAGCGACAACAUCUACAACGACUGCAUCCGCCACUUCCGGGUCAACUUUGACGUGCCGCGCAACUGCGUGGACCGCUAUUGGAUCGGCUGCUACCUCCGGAACCUCGCGUUUGUGCUGCCCAUCUUUAUGGCAAGGGCGGGUCGCCUCGAGACGCUGGCGGUGCGCAACUUGGUGGGAUACUCGUCGAGGACAAACGAGAGGCCCGAGGAUUUGUUCGAGGAAAUGGGCAAUUCAAACAAAGUGACUGAGGCCUUUAUCAAGGCGCUGCGCCGUGUGCCCCUGCCGUAUCUCAGGAGGCUGAGUCUCUGGCUGCCUGCCUCGGUCGAGCUGCAGCAGCUGGCUGGCGAGUCGCCGGGGCAGCUGUCCAUGAACACGGUGGUGCGGCGCCUCCGUCAUGUGGAUCUCGGCAUCUGGGACAAUAUCGACAACGCCGGCUUCCCAUGGGACGAGAUGAAGGAGCUGGGCCAGGCGGGGCCGCUGCCGAAGCGCGGGUACGCGGCGCUGCUCCUCGGUGUCCUGGACAAGACGCCCAACCUCGACCUGGAGAGCCUCUCCAUCAGCACGCGCUGCGAACACGUCAACCUCGCCGGCCUCGCAGGCCAGACGUUUCUCAGCCUGCGCACGGUGCACCUCGCGGGGGUGAGCUUGCCCAGCCGCGCACUGCUGAGCGUGACCGUCGAAAGCGCCGGGACGCUGCACACGCUGGAGCUGAACCGCGUGCUUCUCACCACCAGCAGAUGGGCCGACGUGCUGCCAGAAAUUGCGCGCCUCGAGAAGCUCUGCCACUUCAGCACCACGUCCUGCGGCUACGACGAGCGCGGUGCCAGCCGCCACUGGCGCGAGGACGUGUACGACGCCGGCUUCCCCAACCGCGACCUCGGGACCUCGGCCAAGGUCGACUUCCAGGCCCUCGGCUGCGUCCAGCGAGCCGUCAACGAGAGGCGUGCGCUGCGCGGCCUCACGCCCGUCCCCGAGUACCAGUAUCGCCACCUCUUCCUCGCGCCGCCCGCGCCGGAGUCGGAGCUGCCGCCAAGGCCUGCGAGUCCCGCAUUCGAACUGCCCGACGGGUUUGAAGAAGGGGAAUGGGAGACGUCCAUGGAGAUUUGA